This is a messenger RNA of Grammomys surdaster, 762 nucleotides long. It is a transcript of the gene Catsperq, whose product is annotated as transmembrane protein 249. Bases 1 to 762 code for a protein of 253 amino acids. The transcript has 6 exons. Lineage: Eukaryota; Metazoa; Chordata; Mammalia; Rodentia; Muridae. The record is from RefSeq and is a predicted model, not a curated record.
AUGGGCUCAGGUUGUCCAGCCAUGAGGGUGCCAGGCUAUACCUUCCAGGUUCCCAAGGAGCAGCAGGCCAGUGGCUCCCCCACAUCCAUCUUUGCUAAGUGCUUCCAACUCUGGGCUGUAGGAUUCUUCUCUACUGAGCGCAAGUUAGCCAAUCACCUCAAGAACAACAGCUUUUACCCCUUCAAGCAGCAGCAGCCAGAUGUCUUUGUGCUUGAGUACUACUUGGACACGCUCUGGAAGGGGAUGCUGCUCUUUGUCAUCUGCCUUGUCUUCAUUUCCUGUAAUGUUCUGAGACAGGUGGAGCAUCAGCAGACCUGGGGCUUUCCUGCCUAUGGCAUGAUUAUAGGCCUGUGGCUCACGCUCUCCUCAAUACCCCAGCGCCGCCUAGUGUUGAACCACACACGCGGCAUGUACCACUUCUCGAUCCAGGGCCGAACUGUAUGUCAGGGGCCAAUGCAUCUGGUCUACGUGCGCCUGGCACUCAGCUCUGAUGCCUAUGGAGGUCGCUUCUUCCAGCUGGUCCUUUGUGGCCACAAGCUAGAGCCACUUGUGCUGGUGCAGCUGUCAGAUCGCUAUGAGCAAAUGGAAUUCUUGGGCCGGUACAUUGCCCGGAAACUCAACAUCAACUACUUUGACUACCUGGCCUCUUCCUACCGUCAUGUAGUCCGCCACUGGCCACUGGGGGCCACCUUUAGUCCUGGCAUUGUGCAGCGAAAAACACAAGUCUACACUAAGUCAAGUGUCAACGACCUGGAUGUGUAA